This is a messenger RNA of Melospiza melodia melodia, 7617 nucleotides long. RefSeq names its product dehydrogenase/reductase 3 (gene DHRS3). The record is from RefSeq and is a predicted model, not a curated record. The transcript has 9 exons. Lineage: Eukaryota; Metazoa; Chordata; Aves; Passeriformes; Passerellidae. Gene Ontology annotation, molecular function: all-trans-retinol dehydrogenase (NAD+) activity. Gene Ontology annotation, biological process: regulation of retinoic acid receptor signaling pathway; retinoid metabolic process. The coding region runs from base 744 to 1730 and encodes 328 amino acids. Gene Ontology annotation, cellular component: lipid droplet.
UCAAUCAGGAUUAAUGGGGUAUAAAACCUCCCCAGCGCCGCGGCCCUGAGCGGCAGAGACGGCAAUAGGCAGAAAUGAGUAAGAGCCAGAGCUGAAGUAGUGCACGGCGUAAUUCCUGCUCUGUGAUCCACGCUCCAAGUGAAAAAACCGGGAGAGGGGGCAGAGAGAGGCAGUGACCGGCUCAGCCUUUGCAACCGGCUCAGGACAGAACGUCUAUAGAUAUUUAUAGAUACUAAAACAAGAACAACAACCUCACCCUGAAUUGAGGCUUUCUUAAAAAGAAGGUCCUGGCAAUUCUAUCUUAUUUAAGCAAUUUCCUGAGUCUAAGAAUAGAAAUGAGCUGCCUGGAAGGCACUGCAGGCUGAAAUUUGGAGACAUAGGCUGCUUUAUUUUAUUUUUCUACAUAUAAAAACCUUUCGUUUGGAUACUGGAUUUUCAUGUGGGUUUUUGCAGCGGAGGGAUGUAUGGUUACUUUUAAUUCUACUUUUUUUUUUUUUUUUCCCCCUCUGUUUUAAUUUUUAAAAAAAGCUUUCCAGUUAAAAAGCAAGCAAGCUGCUUUACCUGCGUGUGACAAUCCCAGAGGACACCGAUCAAGAAACAGGGGAGUGACUUGGUCUUCUGCACUACUUUACUCCUACCCCCAUUUAUUUUUUCGGGGGAGGGAAGGAUUUUUCCAGUCCAAGAACCUCUUGCCCCCAAGUUUUGGAAGGGGGGCUGAAGAAUUGUCACCCAUCUGGGGGUGCAUGAAGGCUAUCGCUUUUCUUUCUCUGUCACCUUGGUUCUGUGGAGGCUUGGAAGAGAACUUUGCCUGGCAGAAGAGGAUGAUGUGGAAGUGGCUGGGCGCCCUGCUGCUGUUCCCGGUGCAGAUGGUGUAUCUGGUGGUGAAAGCCGCCGUGUGCCUGCUGCUGCCGCCCAAGCUGCGAGACCUGUCCCGGGAGAACGUGCUGGUGACCGGCGGGGGCCGCGGCAUCGGCCGGCACCUGGCCCGGGAGUUCGCCCGGAGAGGAGCCAGGAAGAUCAUCCUGUGGGGUCGGACUGAGAAAUGCCUGAAGGAGACCACAGAGGAGAUCAGGAUGAUGGGGACAGAGUGCCACUACUUCGUCUGUGACGUGGGGAACCGUGAGGAGGUCUACCAGCAAGCCAAGGCCGUCAGGGAAAAGGUGGGUGACAUCACCAUCCUGGUGAACAAUGCUGCUGUGGUUCAUGGGAAGAGCCUGAUGGACAGCGACGACGAUGCACUGCUGAAAUCCCAGCACAUAAACACCCUGGGACAGUUCUGGACCACCAAAGCAUUCCUGCCAAGGAUGCUGGAGCUCCAGAAUGGGCACAUUGUUUGCCUGAACUCAGUCCUGGCCUUGUCAGCCAUCCCUGGUGCCAUUGACUAUUGCACCUCCAAAGCCUCAUCCUUUGCUUUCAUGGAGAGCCUGACCCUGGGGCUGCUGGACUGUCCUGGAGUGAAUGCCACCACAGUCCUGCCCUUCCACACCAGCACAGAGAUGUUCCAGGGCAUGAGAAUCAGGUUCCCUAGUCUCUUCCCUCCUCUCAAGCCAGAGACAGUGGCCAGGAGGACAGUAGAAGCUGUUCAGAUGAACCAAGCCUUCCUGCUCCUGCCAUGGACAAUGCAUGUCCUUGUUAUCCUAAAAAGCAUUCUCCCCCAGGCAGCACUUGAAGAAAUCCACAAGUUUUCUGGGAGCUACACCUGCAUGAACACUUUUAAAGGACGAACAUAGGCUGGCACCAGGACUGCUCUGCAGUGAGCCCAGCACAAGCAUGAAAAUCCUCCAGGACUGGGAAUCAGCAGCUCUUGGCUUUCAGCCUGUUCAUGUGACUUGUGCUGCUCUGAGGCAACACAUUUCUUGCAGGUCAUAUCCAUAGUAACAUGACCUUUGCACAGGAUUGAGUGAGUGGACUGUGGACCCUUGGAAAGGAAAAAACAGAAAGUGUGAAAUGCUUCUAUGGUGUUUAAUUCUUUAGAGUUCAGUUGUUAAAUCUACUCAUAGUUUUAAGAUGUGAUUUUUGUUUCUCAAGUGUCUGUGGGCUGUCUCAGGGGAGAGGCAGCACAUCCAUCCCAAACACACUCUGUGCCCUCUCUCCAGAGGAGCUGCCACUGGUUUCAUUUCAGCUUUUUGAAUGGGGAACUUCAGAAUUACUUGGAAGAACUAAAAGAUAUGGACGCUUCAUGGACGCUUCCUUCUCUUUCUUCACUUCCCAUCCUAUGAUGAAGCUGUUCCCAGCACACACUGGGGAAGGAGCAAACCAUGAGGCAAUGUUUUCUCUGCUAAAGGCCACCCAGGACUUCUCUUUCUGGGCCCAGAAAAGCUGUUGUGCUUCCCCUCUGGAGGCUGGACAGGAAGGCUCAGGCAGCAGAGCUGAGAGUUUAAAUAGUGGGAGAUUCUUUCUGUCACUGAAUUCAUAUGUGAAAUUGUUGUUCUGAUUUUUUUUUUGUUGUUCAUUUCUGAUAAAACAUAAAUAUAUUUUUAGUCUUAAUCCCAGACUGCCACACAUGUAGGCAGCAGCACAUUGGGGAUGAACUAAAUCUAGAAACUAAAACUAGAGCCUGCUUGUACAAACAUACAUUCACUGACACAAUCCAUGCAGAGGAAAAUCCAUUAUAUCAGUCUGCACAGUGAAGUGGAAUAAUGCUCUAAGACACAGUGCUGUUGUGCUCAUGAGAUGUGAAAUUUGGGAGCACAUUUAGCAAAGACCUGAUUAAAUGCAUUUUGAAUUCAUCUGGGAAUAAACCCAUUGUGCUUUAGGAACAUUGAGUCAGGCACUGAUCAGCCAAAAUGAUAAAUAUGCUUGGACUGAGGUGCCAGAAGCAGCUAGACAUUAUUUAUUUUUGUAGUGAAAUAUUCUCUUUGACAGCCUAGGAAUGGCAGCACUGCAUUCCUGUGCAAAAUGCAGUAAGCAGCACAUUGGAGCAGUGCUAACAGAGAAAUUAAAAUAAUUGCAAUACAGGAAGUAGCAAGUCCAGCUGGAAACACCUGAAUGAAGUGCCUCAAGGGUGGAUGUGUGAUUAAAGGAGUGAAUUUAGGGCUCCUGACUCGAAUUUCAAGCUUUUCUGUAGAUGUCCUGUAUGGCCUGGGGCAAAAUGGAUCAUCUGAAGGAGCGCCCUGACCUGCAAAGCAGAUAUUUCUGGUGUUUCCCUACCUCAAAAUUGCAAGUCUGACUACCUAAAUGCCUGUCAAAACUCAGCAAAUUCAAAUGCAACAUUUUAUAGAGAGUCAAAGCAGUAUUUGUUCAUAGACCAGGAGCUUCUAUACAAAAAUUUGGAUGAGGAAAAAACCCAUAUACUAAAAUUUAUAAUCUAAAAGACUUCUGAGGUACAGCAGAAAAGCUGUGAGCUGUGCUUAAAACACUCCUUUGGUUCUGCCACAUGGAAUGGAGACCUGCAACUGAGAUGCAAAGGUGUGAGGGUUAAAAUCAAGUCUGACCUUGCUGCAGACCAGUGGAUUUCUCCUUUCUGGAGCUCUCCCAGAGGAAGGUGCUGCCAGAAGUGUUGGGGUCCCUCUGCCUGGGUGAGUGUUUGGAGGGGCUCUCCUGCCCGAGUCAGUGCAGAGCUGUAACCUGGAGCACUGUGAUGCCUCUGGAUAUCUGAAAUUCCUGGAUAUCUGGAGAGGAUGAAAAGGAACUUCAGUCUCUGGGAUUUUGAGACCCACCCUAAUAGAGGCUUCCAGCUUUAUUUUUUGUCAAUUUUUUUGAGAAGCCCAUCUCAGUGAAAAGUCAAGUGCCAUGAGGGGAGAACCCUUCAGGAUUCCUUCCAGGAUCUGCCUGGAAUACUGCAGGUACCAGGUUUAUCAGGAGAAGUUGAUAUGGUGAUACCAACUUCCCCUUGUGCUCUCCGAUCCUUUCCAGUUUCUCAUUAAUCCCAGCUGGGAGUGCCAGGCUUGUAGCUGCAAGUGCAAUCACCUGUGCUGAAAGAGCAGCGUCCCCUUGCAAUUAAACCUUUGUGCUGAGAAUUCUGUUCAUUGAUAACUUCCUAAUGCAGAAAUGAGCUAAAAACACACUGGAAUCCAUAUCCACCCCAAAUCCUGUCCCUUCAAUAGAUCUGCUUUUUACCUGCAGCACAAAAGGAUGUUGCCUAUCUCCAGGGUUGCCUUACACACUGUUGAUUUCUUUGUGAUGUUUGCUGAUGAUUUCUUUCUUUCUGAUGAAUACAAACAAGCCAGGAGGAGCUGAGGCUCAUCCUCUCUGCUCUCACACACACACACAGAGCUCCCUGUGCCUUCCCUCAGGGUCCCAGAGCAGACAGCAGGUCAAAUAGCAGUCACAGUGGGGGAGAGGCUUGCAGCAAGCAGAAAAUGAUGAGGAAAACAUUAACUUUGCUUUUCAGAUAGCAGGGAGGAGUUGGGUAAGAGAGAUCCUUCCCUGGUGAGUGUUGCAGACAGGACGGGCUCCAUCGAUCUGCAAACGUGCACGGAGACUCUGAAAAGUUUUUUUUUAAUAGAAAGGCUCCUCUGGAAUGCCUGCUGGGGUCUGCUGGGACCUUCCCACAUAAGGGUAGGGUUGGGUAAUCUUGAAGUGCUGCAAAUGUGGACAAGCUUUGUUGAAGCCUAAGGCCUUCUCCGAGGAAUUUCCGCCCUUUGAUUUACUUUAAUUUUGACUUUGCCUGCUCUCUCUGCUGCCUCCUGCUCUCCACUGCACAAUUAUUUUUUGCCUUCUGUUUUCCUGUGUCAUCACUGCACUUUUCUGUGCCACCAUCUUGAAGCCAGAUGUCAUCCUAGAGUCUGGAGUAAAUGGAGAUUGGGGCAUUCAUUUAUUAUCCUGCUGGAGGAAUCCAGGUGAAGCUGCAGGAGCAGCUCGCAGGAGUUUCAUAGGAAAUUAAUUUUACUUGCUGCAAACUCUGAAGAAGUAAAAAGAGUCCUCACUAUGGCUCUUAUCUUGCUGGAGGAAUCCAGGUGAAGCUGCAGGAGCACAGGAGUUUCAUAGGAAAUUAGUUUUACUUAUGGCAAAGUCUGAAGAAGUAAAAGAGUCCUCACUAUGGCUCCUAUACAGGAGAUUGCUGCUGGUUUAAAAUUUGAAUGAUAGAAAAACAUGAGCUGGUUUGGGACAUGUUCCCUUCACCAAAAAAAGGCCAAAUUUAAAUGGGAGGAUUUUUCAGCUCAAUGUAGUUUCAAGUGCUGCUGUUUAUAUUAAGUGAUUUUCAGAAUUAGCAAGGCAGGGCAGGGACAGGAGGAGUCCUUUGUAUUGGAAUCUGAUCCCUCAUGUUGAAUAUUUCUUUUUGUGGUUUUUGAUGAGAAAAAAGUGCACCCUCAUGCACCCUGGUGAACUUUAAAAAUGUUGUUCCAGCCAUGUCCCUGCCCAUGGCAGGUUUUAGCAGCAUGACAAAAAGGAGUGUGCCCUGAAAGUGGGAGCUGAACCCUCCCCACUCACCCAUUGUUCCAUUGAGGUCAAAAAGCAAUAGAGUCUGUCCCUCAAGUUCUUCUAGAACUGCACAGAAAGUGCCUGGGCAAGUGAUUCUGAUGUUUGCAAAGAGAAACUUGUUGUACUUUUAUGUAAUGUGUUAAUUAGUGUGGGUGGGUAUGAUCAGAUCUAGUCUUGCAAGCCUUUCCGACAACUCCCUGAACACUCCCACCUUCAGAUAUUAACAGAUAGCACUUGCCAAAGCUCCUAAAAACCCAGUAACAGACUUCAUGCAGGCACAGCAAAGUGGGUGCAUGGAUUUCCAAGAGAACACAUCUGCUUGUAGCAGACAUUAAUGUGGCCCAGUGCCUUCCUCGAGCUGAAAUGCAAUUGUUGAGAAAAGAACACAAGGGGGAACAAUGAAGGUGAAUUCCUCUGAAAUGCCCUAAUGGAUCCCACAUGUUCUGGAUGGUUCAUGGCGUGGUUGUUCUGGAGGUGCUGGACCUGCCUGAGGAUGGUUGGUGAUGGCCAAGGGACCCCGUCCUGGUGGAGUGCCCCUGCAGCACUGCCCCUGCUCCUCCCGGCCAAGGGACGGCUUGCAGGGGCUGCAAGAGAGCUGGGUCAAUGGAACAAAUAACAAUUGAUGAUUUCUGAGUGUAUCCACGGCAAGGAAGGAGACAAGGCUGUCAGCAUAGAAACACGUUAGGAAAGGUUAAUAAUAGAUGCUGAUAACUCAACAUGGUGUACUUGGCUCAAGCUCCCAUUACGUUGCUGAAAUGGGCUCUGCUCCAGGUGCAUGUGUGGAACCCAGUGCUGGAUUUCUUCUCUUGACCCUUCCCUGAAUCCCCUUGGUCUCCACUCCCUCCUCCCCAGGAAGCUCCAAGCAAAUUAAAGUUCUGGGGUUUAAGCAGUUCCUCCAUCACAAUCAGUGCACAGUGGUGAGGCCUGAAGGUUUUUGUCUUUUCUUAAAUCUCUGGUUUGUCAGGUCUGUUGGAGAGCAGGACCUUGCAUUGCUUCAAUCUUGGGUUGAAAACCACUGUGUUGAAAUUGCAGCUCCAGGGUUCUCUAAUCUUCCUUUUCCCUUUUCUCUCAUCAGAGGUAAGGAAGGUCUGAAACCAGCAGCAGCUCUCUAAUGCACAAUAUUUCCAGGAGCCAGGUCCUGUAUUCUUCUCUGUGUGUGCCUGAAUGCCAUAAAAGUCCAAAAAGUAAAAAAAAUUGCUGUAGAGCCCUCUGAAGAAGCUCCUUCUGGCAGUGAACUUCUGGAUGGUGGAUGGGAGCUGUGUCUGCAAAGGGCAGAGCAGCCUGGAGAUCAUCCCUGACUUCAGGAAGCUUAGGGCAUCCUGGAGCAGUGAGUAAUUUCAGCUUUGCCCCUGCCCUGUUCUUCACACAGGGAUGGUUCCCAUCCCCAUUUUGGAGCUGGAAUAUUCUUGGAGCUCCCUGUCCACACCCAGCUCCUAAGCCACUGCCAGCUUUGGGUGCCUGGCUGCAAAGGAGCAUCCAGAAAUGUGCCCACAGGUGAGAAGAAGGCAUGGGCUGGGUGAUGGAGGCGAUUUAUGUUGGCAGAAAUGGUUGGGAAGAGAGGUGUGUUAUGUGGAAGGUGUGGGGAAAGGGAUGAGGUUGUGAUGUGGUUGCUGCUGAAUUCCUGAGCCUGCUGAUGCUGCUGGUUGUUAAUCAAAGAGUUUUUCCUUCUCCUGCAGAUGUUUAAGAAGGUAAAAGGAGCUGAGAUGUGCACAAGGCAGCAGCACCUCUGCUCCCCUUCCCCUGCAGGGCUGGGAGCUCCUGGUGGGUUUGAUGAACCCAGAGAGCAGAUUCUGUUCAAACUCUCUCUGUUUGCUUGCUCUGGGCUGUUGUGGUGCUGUUCUGGUGUGGGUCUGUUCCCUCAGGAUGGUUCUGCCUGGCUGAUUUUACAACCUGCAGCUUCAAAUGCAAAUUCCACCCUCGGGGAUGGGACAGGGCAAGGACAAGGUCAUCAGAUAAGUGGGGCUGCUCCUUCUCCAGCCGUUCAGGCAGAUUCAUCAGAGCUCCAAGCAACACCAGGAUCUUGCCAGAGACAAAUUUGCCUGUCUGAUCUGUCGGAGUGUGUAUUCUCCACAAACCCUGCUCCCUUUUGGAUGUGUUGGUGAAGUUUCCCAGAGCAGUUUGGCCAAUCCCACCGUGGCUCCAAACCCCUGUCAAGGCUUCUGCUGCAUUUUUCACUGCCCCUUGAGUGACAUCAUUCAAAUGAUGAGUCUCUGAGAUGAUUCAUACCAAAAAUAAAGAUCCUAAUAAUCGUUA